Messenger RNA from Mucor mucedo, 1552 nucleotides. RefSeq lists its product as uncharacterized. Lineage: Eukaryota; Fungi; Mucoromycota; Mucoromycetes; Mucorales; Mucoraceae. Gene Ontology annotation, molecular function: oxidoreductase activity. The transcript has 2 exons. The record is from RefSeq and is a predicted model, not a curated record. The coding region runs from base 40 to 1458 and encodes 472 amino acids.
AAAAAAUCAAUCUCUUUCUUCUCUUACAAUAAAAAAAAAAUGUCAACUUUCAAACCGACGAUACCUGCCAAGCCCGAGUCUUUCUCCAUCAUUGCACCUGGUGUUAGCCCUGAGGCUGCUUUAUUAUCGGAUCACUUAUUAAGCAAAAAUCAUAAAGAGUUUCAUUGCUUCUUUAACGAAAAAAAGUUUCACAACCAUUUAAUUCAUCAUCUUUUGGCUGCUUAUUCACUUGGUGCCAGUAAAGAAAAAAUCCAACAAAUCUUUGAUGAACACGCCAGUUAUCAAAAACCUGCACCGCCCCUUCUAGCUAUCACCUUAACCCGUGAGAACUAUAAAGAUUACCUUGGUCAAGCAGAUGCUUAUACCAGUUUCCUCCACUUCUUCCAGUCCGAAAUUGAAAAAAACGGUCAUAUUGAUACCAUUCGUCGUUGGGUUUGGACAGGUGACAUGCUGGCUCGUACUGUGGGUGGUGCUUACCAUCCUUUAAUUCAUAUCGGUUACAGUCUCGAAUUUGAUAUCCCGGGUAUCGCUGCUGAGGGGUUAGCCAUGGCUGCAUGCACAGAACCUUCCUUGGCCACACUGAUUCCACUUCAACCCGAAAUCCAAACAGCACUGUUACCAACACAAGCGCAAAUGUAUGCCGAAAAUGCUACUUCCACUGCUCGGGGUUACAUGACGCAGUUUGUCGAUCAACUCUCCACACAAUUAAACACGCGUCUGGGUAUUGCUGAAAAGGUGGUUUCGCCUUCUGCUACACGUAGUAUGGAUACCAAUGAAGUGCCUGGAUUUUUGAAAGAAAAUACCUUAUUCCCCAUUAUCAAUGCGAUUCGUAAAGACCCCAUCUUUGACGAUGUUGUAAAGCCCACGGAUAUGGUACGAUCCCAGAUUAUUUUAAAAAACAAGGUAGCUACAGACCGUAUUCGAGAGUAUGUAGAUCAAUGGCCAUUGGAAGAAAACAGCAAGGAUAUUCAAACCAAGUUCAAGGACUUAUAUACGAUGGUCGUCACUGCGUUAGGUUCUGCCGGUCUUCGCGCUAAUCAUGCUGUAAAAGUCGAUUUUUUCAUCAUGCAUGCUUUGACGUCUUCUGAAUUUAUCCAUCAAUAUAUUUCCAAAGUGGCUCCCUCCGAGGCUGUAAGUUUAUUACGUGCUCAUUUAGCUUCAACGUUGGUGUAUUACAUUGCAGGUGGAAGACCCGUAUUGAAUGUGGAUGAUUUACUCGCUUACAAGAUCAAGGAACAAGGAAAUAACCCUUGGUUGGGUGUGAUGGAUCAAUCUUUGGAUUGUAUGGAACCUCAUGUGAUUAAAGUGGUACGUGCGUGCGCAGUGGGUCAGAUUAUUUAUGGACCCCAACAAGACCCUCGCUUGAAUGAAGUAUGGCUCAAAGUGGCUCAUAUGGCCAUCGAAAGCAAAGGUCAAUGGGAAUUCUCGGGUUUGGGAUUUGAGGAAACUUGGAAAUAGCUUGACUCGGAAGGAGUUAUGUCAUGUUGCGCAUUUCUAUAAUAUAAUAUUUGCCUAAAUAUCUUUAAAAAUAAAAAGCAUAUAUUCUCAUUCU